AUGGGGUUUGAUUGCUUCUGCCUUGAAAGUCCAACUGUACUGUUUCCACAUGCGAAAUUGCAAACUGAAUCCCCUAGAUAUGUUUUCAACAGGCUGGAAUCACUCUUGUCAUUAUGCGAGUAUGACACUGGGGCAAGGCUGACACCUGACAGACAUGUUGCACGAGAGUGGUUAAAAGAGAAGAGGUGGGAUGCAAGGAAAUUUCUUACUUCAGCUGGAGUCAUGUCAUCUCUUUCUGCAACUGUGGGGAGCUUGGCCGUCGCUGUGGGUCAACAAGAAGGCGCAGAUAGCUCUGCAUUUGCCCUCGCAUUGGUUUUUGCUGCCGUUGUAAUGUAUGAUGCAUCAGGAAUUCGAUGGCACACAGGUCGCCAAGCUGCGUUGUUGAAUCAAAUAGUCUGUGAUUUCCCACCAGAACAUCCAAUCAUUUCAACCUUUAGGCCACUACGGGAACCUCUUGGACACAGUCCACUUCAGGUUUUUGCAGGAGCACUUGUUGGCUGUGCAGUCGCUUAUUUCUUUGGGAAAUCUGUAUAA
Miscanthus lutarioriparius is the source of this 534-nucleotide messenger RNA. The record is from the annotation of a GenBank genome assembly. Lineage: Eukaryota; Viridiplantae; Streptophyta; Magnoliopsida; Poales; Poaceae.